Messenger RNA from Balaenoptera acutorostrata (minke whale), 908 nucleotides. Its product is annotated as cathepsin G. Gene Ontology annotation, biological process: proteolysis. Gene Ontology annotation, cellular component: intracellular membrane-bounded organelle; cytoplasm. Lineage: Eukaryota; Metazoa; Chordata; Mammalia; Artiodactyla; Balaenopteridae. The record is from RefSeq and is a predicted model, not a curated record. Bases 32 to 784 code for a protein of 250 amino acids. The transcript is spliced from 5 exons. Gene Ontology annotation, molecular function: serine-type endopeptidase activity.
CAGCAACUGACUGGGCAGACUUCCCAGGAAGAUGCAGCCACUCCUGCUCCUGGUGGUCCUUCUCCUGCCGCCCAGGGCUAGGGCAGGGCAGAUCAUCGGAGGCCAAGAGGCCGGGCCCCAUUCCCACCCUUACAUGGCAUAUGUUCAGAUCCCAAUUCCACGUCUGAAAACUUGUGGGGGGUUCCUGGUGCGAGAAGACUUUGUGAUGACAGCAGCUCACUGUUUGGGAAGCCAAAUAAGUGUCAUCCUGGGGGCCCACAACGUCAGUAGGUCGGAAAGGACUCAGCAGCGCAUAUCGGUGCUCAGAGCCAUCCCCCACCCCGGGUACAAUCCGCAGAACAACCAGAAUGGCAUCAUGUUACUGCAGCUGAGGAGCAGAGUCAGACGUAAUGAAGCUGUGAGGCCGGUGGCUCUGCCUCAGACCCAGAACAGGCUGAGUCCUGGGACCCUGUGCACCGUGGCCGGCUGGGGCCUUGUCGGCCUGGACAGGAGAACAGACACUCUCCAGGAUGUAUGGAUCAGAGUGCAGAGGGGUGAGGAGUGCAGUAGACUCUUCAUGUUCUACAUUGACCGAACACAGAUUUGUGUGGGCGACCCAAGAGAGCGGAAAUUCGCCUUCCUGGGGGACUCCGGGGGCCCCCUUGUGUGUAACAACGUGGCCCAGGGCAUCGUCUCCUACGGAAAUGAGAUGGGGACUCCUCCAGCAGUCUUCACCAGGAUUUCCAGCUUCCUGCCCUGGAUACGGAGAACGAUGAGACGCUUCAAAGAGUGGGGGCUGGAGUGACACGCCCUGUCACUGACUCCCCUUCUCUGGGGCAGAGCCCAGAUCCAGGGCGGUUCCCAGAGCCUUAAUAAACAUCCACAUCUAGAGUGGAAAUAACCGAUUUCUCAUUUGUUCAUUAAACAUG